AUGGCGUGUGUGAUUGACCACUGGCCAUGUACUUUAGAGGAAUGGGGAACUAAUAAAACUAUUUUCCCUUUUUUUUUCAAUAGCUUUUACCUCUUGGCCGUGACCUCCCAGGCUGUAGGGGGCACCACAGAGACGCUAUGUAUCACGGUGAACCCCUAUAAAGAAGUCUCACUGGAAGUGAACCUGGAGCUUAAUGACAACAGAGUCGUACUUCUGAUGGAAAAAUCUAUUAAAAAAGAAUACUACCGCUGUAUCCCGUUCCAGGUUCCUGUCGUAAGCGUGGAAUCAGUAGCGUCUAUUGGCAUUCAGAUAAAUGGAGGAAGCACAUUCCUGAACAAGACAACAAAGAUCCUCAUCAAACCUCCGACUUCUCUGAUUAUCAUUCAGACGGAUAAACCCAUCUACAAACCAGGACAAACUGUGAUGUUCCGCAUCGUCUCUCUGGAUUCCAAUUUCCUCACCUACAAUCAGACGUUUCCGACAAUAGAAGUGCAGGACCCAAAUUCGAACCGCAUUGGUCAGUGGCUGAACGUCUCCACACACAGCGGUCUCGUGGAUCUGUCAUAUCCCAUAAACUCCGAGGCCACAAAAGGAUUUUAUGUCAUCACUGUCUGGAAGCAGAAAAAUGAAGCCAUCACACAAUCCUUUGAAGUCAAGGACUACGUUCUGCCCACGUUUGAAGUGACGGUCCAACUUCCUCCAGUCAUAACCAUCCUGGACACACAGGCUACGCUGAAAGUGUGUGCUAAAUAUACAUACGGGAAGCCGGUGAAUGGGACGGUGAAGGCCAAAGUCUGCCAUAACAGCUACAGAUACUUCUGGUUCCCACCAGGAACUACAAUGCCACCAGACAUCUGCAAGGACUAUAUAUUCAAGACUGACAGGACAGGCUGUGGAGAAAUUGUCUUAAAUCUGAAUGAAUAUGCUUUAACUGAUUCACGCUAUGAAAGUGUAAUCAACGUUCAGUGUGAUGUGGAAGAAUAUGGCACAGGUAAGAGAUUCCUAAAUCAAGCCUCUUGUAGUGUGACUCUGCCUGGUUCAGGCAGCUCUUUUAUAACAUCUAAUAUCGUGACCAUUUCAUUUGAGAAUUCACCAACAGUGUUUAAGCUCGGAAUGACGUAUGAAGGAGAGGUUAAAGUGACCGGCCCAAACGCCAGUCCAAUGAUAAAUAAAGUAGUGCUUCUGACUUGUUUUAUUUUUCUGCUUUUCUCUAAUUAUUCUUUUAAACAGGCAGAGUAUGAAAUGACUAACAGACCAGAUGUAUACGUGGAAAAUCAGCUCUCACCACAGUACCCCACAGCCUACCUCAAUCUUCAGCCUUUCUACUCCAAGAGCCUGAGUUAUAUUAAAUUGAGAAGCAGCUUGAGGCCUUUUAGCUGCAAUAAAAAUGCUGUGAUUGAAGCAGAGUACAUGAUACAUGAUAAUGCAUACACACUACGCCAGAAGACCUUAUCCUUUUUCUACAUGGUGAUGUCUAGAGGACAUUUGGUUCAAAAAGGAAGUCUUGCUGAGCCCAUAGACUCAAAAAGAGUGGAGAUUAGAGGCACACUGUCUCUGUCACUGAGAAACAUGCUACAGUUGUCCCCGGUUGCUCAGGUGGUCCUGUACACAAUCCUUUCCAGUGGUGAGGCUGUGGCAGACAGCAUGAACUUCCCAAUUCAGCUGUGUUUGGCUAACAAGGUGUCUCUGAAUUUCUCACAAUCAUCGGAGCUUCCUGGUGGUCAGGUGUCAUUGAUCCUGAAAGCCACCCCAGGAUCACUGUGUUCAGUGAGGGCUAUCGAUCAGAGUCUAUUACUGCUUCAACCAGAGAACGAGCUCAACACCGAAUCUGUGUUCAACAUGCUGCCUGUCCAGACGUUAUCAGGAUAUCCAUACAACAUCUAUGACGAGGAUUCAUACCAAUGCUUGGGGGGAACACCCAUCAUGAACAUAAUGGCAGAACCACAGUCAAGAUUGAUUGGUUAUUUUCCAACCUAUGGGAAAAUCGAUGUGCACAACACCUUUAAAGAUGUUGGAAUCAAGAUCCUCACCAAUGCCAUAGUCAAGAAACCUUCUGAGUGUUUGCCGUUUAUGAGGAAUGAGGUAGCCAUGGCUGCGCCAGCCCUCUUUGCCAGAGAUGUUUCAGCUGACUCGAGUUCAUCAACUGGAUCAGUUGCCCCAGUCGUUACGAUCCGCAAAUAUUUUCCAGAGACGUGGAUUUGGGAUCUCGUUUUAGUCAGUCAGACUGGAGCAAUGGCUGUUAAUAAAACGGUUCCAGAUUCCAUCACUACAUGGCAGGCUGGUGCAUUUUGUACAUCAUCUGUUGGGUUCGGAGUCGCACCAAAAACCCAGCUCACUGCCUUCCAGCCUUUCUUUGUGAGCCUCACCAUGCCGAGCUCCGUCAUCCGAGGAGAAGUGUUCACGCUCAAAGCCACCGUCUUCAACUACCUCCAAAGCUGCAUGAUGGUGAACGUGAUUUUGGCUGGCUCAAAGCAAUUCUCAGCACAAGUGUGUAAAAACUGCAGUUACACAAGCUGCCUGUGUGCUGACGAGAGCCAGACCUUCUCCUGGACCAUCACACCACUGGUUCUGGGGGAGGUAAGCAUCAAUGUGACGGCGGAGGCUGUGAGAUCAUCGACUCUGUGUGGAGCAAGUGCGGUUACUGUACCACAGAAAGGACGCAUCGACAUGGUCAUUAAAACACUGCAAGUGAAGGCUGAGGGAACCAAACAAUAUAAAAGCUACAAUGAACUUCUCUGUCCAGAUGGUAUUGUUCAGAAGAAUGUCUCACUGAUUCUGCCUGUGGUGUUCGUGGAAGGUUCAGCCAUGGCCUCAGUCUCUGUCCUGGGAGAUCUGAUGGGCCGAGCUCUACAGAACCUGGCGAGUCUCCUGGCGAUGCCGUACGGCUGUGGAGAGCAAAACAUGCUGGUCUUCGCCCCCAACAUCUUCAUCCUGCAGUACCUGGAGAGCACCAACCAGCUCACGCCCCAGAUCAGGAGCACGGCCAUGACCUACCUCGUGAGCGGAUAUCAGAGUGAACUGACUUACAAACACACUGAUGGAUCUUACAGUGCUUUUGGGAUGAGUGAUCCAUCAGGCAACACAUGGUUGACGGCGUUCGUGAUGAAGUCUUUCGGAAGUGCCAAGAGAUACAUCUUUGUAGAUCAGGUGUUUGUAGAUCAGGCAAAGGCCUGGCUCGGUCAGCGGCAGCAGGCUAACGGAUGCUUUGCCUCAGUGGGACAACUCUUCCACACUGACAUGAAGGGAGGGGUGAAUGAUGAGGUGACCCUCUCUGCGUACAUCACAGCUGCAAUGCUGGAACUCAAUUAUACAUUUACAGAUUCUGUGGUGCACAAGGGUCUCGAGUGCCUGAGGAAUGCGUACACUCAGGUGAACUCCACCUACGCCAAGGCUCUCCUUUUCUACACCUUCACUCUAGCUGGAGAUCAGGCGAUGAGGAACACGUUCAUCUCAGACCUGGAUGCAAAGGCCAUAGUCUCAGGGGGCGGGAGGCACUGGAGCAGAGUGGAUAGUGGGUCAGUGACGGACUCUUUGGAGGUGGAGAUCACCUCAUAUGUGCUUCUGGCUCUGAUGUCUGGACCCCAGCUCUCCGGGUUUGAUCUGGGUUACAGUACCAGCAUCGUCCGUUGGCUUUCUCAGCAGCAGAACGCCUUCGGGGGCUUCGCGUCUACACAGGACACUGUCGUGGCUCUCCAGGCUUUGGCGAAAUACAGUGUCGCCACCUACAGUCCAGCAGGAGCUGUUACUGUUACAAUAACAUCACCAUCAGGGCUGAUUAACACGUUUACCAUCAAUCAGAGUAACAGGUUGCUGUAUCAGGAGAGAAAGCUGCAGGAGGUUCCUGGAGAUUACAACGUCACAGCACAAGGGACAGGCUGUGUGUACGUGCAGUUAACUUUGAGUUACAACGUCCCUCCUCCUCCUGACCACACUUCAUUUGCUGUCUCUGCCUCAGCAUCUGGAAACUGCAGCGUCCCAAAUUCAUCUCUGGAAGUGAAAAUUACUGUCAAGUAUAAUGGUCAACGAUUGGUGACCAACAUGGUGAUCAUUAACGUCAAGCUUCUGUCUGGAUUCACUGCGGACGAAACAUCUGUGACACUUGUGAACAGCACUUCAAAUUCGACUGAUGGAUCUGUGAAACGUGUGGAUCAAGCUGACGGUGAAGUCAUUAUCUACCUGAAUGGACUGACAAAUGGAGUGGAGAAGGUGUACACCCUGAGGAUCGUGCAGGACAUUGCAGUGGCGAAUCUGAAACCAGCCAUCGUGAAGGUUUACGACUACUACGAGACCGGUGACUCUGCUGUAACUGACUACACCUCACCAUGCACUUAA
This is a messenger RNA of Ictalurus furcatus (blue catfish), 4332 nucleotides long. RefSeq names its product alpha-2-macroglobulin-like protein 1. The record is from RefSeq and is a predicted model, not a curated record. Gene Ontology annotation, cellular component: extracellular region. Gene Ontology annotation, molecular function: endopeptidase inhibitor activity. The transcript is spliced from 35 exons. Lineage: Eukaryota; Metazoa; Chordata; Actinopteri; Siluriformes; Ictaluridae. The coding region runs from base 1 to 4332 and encodes 1443 amino acids.